AUGGCCCUUGGUUGGACAACACAGUCGUUGCCCAACUUGCCCGUAUCCCAAAAAUGUGCGAUGGAUACCAAUACUUUCUUGUGGGAAAUAAGACAGGACAAGCCCAAGGAAUACGCUGUUCUCAUGUAUGAUGCUUUUGGGAAACAGGGUAGCAAUGUUGAAGGAGGUAAUGCAAACCAGCCUGGCCAGCUGCAGCAGUGUCGCUCUGCCCAUAAUCCUUCCUUCUCUGGACAGUACUGCCAAGUGUUUCUCAAGCAGGGAACCAUCCAGUAUUUUGUGGGUAUCUGUGUCCCAGACUCUUGUGAUGAAGAGGAGGUGCAAACGUUGGUGCUGUACGAUACAUUUAAGAUGGGGCACAGAUCCCUCAUACAGCAAUUACCUUCUAUUCUGGUCAAUGAGUCCACUCAGGAGAUGUUUAUGACUCACUGUUUGUCUAACAGCAUUGCCCCUGAUGCAUCAGAUGUCGCGUGCCUGUUUGUAGUUUGCACAAUGCUGGCGAUUCCCCUUGCGGCCACGCUGUUCUUGGCUACAGUCACGUGGCAACGGAACCGAGCGGUGAUGCCAACUACAGAGUCCGUCUGUUUAAGCACUGGCCUCAACCAGUAUGGCACCCUGAAGACCAAUGGUUCUAUGGGUGGCGAAGUGAGUGACAGCAGCAGGCAUGGAUCUUCGUGUUUUCCCAAAAGCUGCGUAUACCAGUGCCUCCAGGCCUUCUCCCUUCAGACGACGAGCCGGGGUAUCUUCAGCACCUCCUCAGGUUUCCCCGAAGACGGUUACUGCUCCUUGAAUGGCAUCCGCAUCCUCAGCCUGUUAUGGAUCAUGUGCGGACAUUCUGCACAAUUUCCUGUGAUAAAUAACCUGGAUAACUACAAAGACUGGAAGAAAACAGUAGAAAGCAGCCCUCUUUAUGUGUUUUCUCUCAGUGGGCCUGUUUUUCUGGCUGUAGAUACCUUCCUACUGCUGGGGGGUCUACUUAGCGCCAGGUCUCUACUGGGCUCCAUCCAAAGUGCUGAAGACAAGCUGAGUCCUGGUCUGGUGGUGGCCUACCUCUUCAGGAGGUUCAAAAGGAUCCAGCCGCUGCAUAUCUUUGUAAUGUGUCUCACCGUUGGCCUUAUCUCUCUGGUCCACUGGGGUCCUUACUGGUUUCCAUUCAUAGACAACUUGAUGGAUUGUAAAACGUACUGGUGGGGGAACUUGUUAUUGAUUAGCAAUCUCCUCCCUGUCCAUGAGAUAUGUGUUCCCUGGACGUGGUACCUCUCUUUGGACUUCCAGUGUUAUGCCACCACUCCCCUACUGGUCUAUUUCUACAGAUUGAAUAGAGGUGUCUUUGCAGCCAUGGCAGGAGGCCUCCUGUUGAUGACUACGUUGGCUGGUUCUCUAGUCACGGGACUCAUGCAGCUGCCCGUCUUCCAGCCAUCUACGCUGACAUCAGAGAACUAUGUCCUGUAUUAUUAUGUGAAGCCGCACACCAGAUAUGGACCGUUUUUAAUAGGAAUCUUAACCGGAAUAUACCUGUCGACUAAAAAAGGCCAACUCUUAAAGCAUAAGUGGCAGGCGGUGCUUGGUUGGUUGUGUUGUCUGUCAGUCUUGGCGGCGUUGAUAGGAUUGGCCUACGCCCUGCGGGGGAUCCCUGCGCACCCUUCCCUGCCGCAUGCUCUCUACCAGGGACUGCACAGACCGAUCUGGGGUCUGGCCAUCACCUGGAUCAUCCUGGCCUGCGAGGAGGGCUACGGAGGCUUUAUCAAUAGCCUCUUGUCAUUCUCUCUGUGGGUCCCACUGGCCAGAAUCAGUUUCGCCUGCUACUUGAUCCAUCCUGUCUACAUCCUGGUCUACACCGGACUACAAGAGACACCCAUCCACUACACGGACAUCAACUUUAUGUACCUGUUCCUGGGACACCUGGUGCUCACACUUGGGACGAGCGUGGUCUUAACAGUUCUGGUCGAGAAGCCCUACGUCCUCCUCAAAUGGAACCGUAAAGACGACCCACCUCAACAAUGA
This is a messenger RNA of Phycodurus eques (leafy seadragon), 2001 nucleotides long. It is a transcript of the gene oacyl, whose product is annotated as O-acyltransferase like. The coding region runs from base 1 to 2001 and encodes 666 amino acids. The transcript is spliced from 16 exons. Gene Ontology annotation, molecular function: acyltransferase activity, transferring groups other than amino-acyl groups. The record is from RefSeq and is a predicted model, not a curated record. NCBI's taxonomy places the organism in Eukaryota, Metazoa, Chordata, Actinopteri, Syngnathiformes, Syngnathidae.